Molecule: messenger RNA, 498 nt
Organism: Desarmillaria tabescens
Lineage: Eukaryota; Fungi; Basidiomycota; Agaricomycetes; Agaricales; Physalacriaceae
Exons: 1
Coding region: 234-446 (70 amino acids)
Source: RefSeq, a predicted model, not a curated record
UCAGCUAUUGCCCGAGUUUCUUUCCUUCCUUCCACCACGACAACCGAGCUCCCUGCUGGCAAUUCUUACUCUCUUGAGAAUCGGUUUCGACAAGUAUCACCUACGAGGCUCAUUACCCCCGCCGCUCAUGGAAAAGGCUGCUCUUGUAGCGCUCUUGUAGCUGCACCCGAUACCUACCGACGAGGAGAUGUCUUGCUUGUGGUCCCAGCGAUAUUAAAGGUGCAUCCAUUACCAUGAUAAUUGUUGCAAAAAAAAUGAAUAAAAUCGCAGCUAUAACCUUUUGCCUCACUACUUGCUUGCCACAGCCUUCCUCUACGGUUGGUCAGCGGAUGCAUCGACAUUUCGAGCGAGCCUGCGAGCUUGGAGGGCCGAAUCAUUCGAGAAGCAAAGCGAGAGAUGGAGACUGUGACAUUGGAGAAGCUUCUUGGUAUGCCUGGUGCCAGUAGUGAGGCUGAGGCGGCGGGUACGACUGGUUUGGCAUCAUCGUUGUGAACCCCG